GGAUCCUGUCAACCGCAAGGCUUGUUGUUAUACCUGCACAGCCAUCCAACCAACAUCCAACCAAGCAAGGCUGAACGGAAAUCGACUCUGGUAGCCCUUCUCUAUUCUGCCUUUUAUAACAACGCCACAUCCAUCUCGGACACGUUUCUCCGUUAUAUCUGCUAUAUCUUGCAUCUUGCAUCUUGCAUCUUGCCCCUGGCAUAUUAUCUAAUUCCUAGUAUAACCUGGUCAAUCUCUCACCAUGUCUGCUGUGCAACUCAAGUUCGCUCUCCGCACUUCCUCCAAUGUCAAGACCGUCCACCUGGUCGGCUCCUGGGACAACUACUCCCGUCAGAUCCCCCUCUCUCGGGACGAUGGCAAGCCAGGCGCCUGGGUCGGCAAGUUCCGCUUCCAGACCUCCAUGCUGAAGCCGGGUGGCCGUUACUGGUACUACUACAUCAUGGACGGCUACCACGUCUCCCAUGACCCCGCGAUGGAAUACACCGUCGAGCCCACCACCGGCCGCAAGCUGAACAUCCUCGAUGUUCCCGGGGGCAACAAGCCCUCCCACUCGGCACCCAAGCACCGCCGGGGCGAGGAUGUGGUCAAGGGCCGUGCUCCGUCUCCAUCCAAGAUCCACCACCCCAAGCCGUCCAAGCCCUACGCCUCCCGUCAAAUCCGGGAGACGGACUUCGCCCCGACCAUGGACGAUCUCACCAGACGGUUUGCCGGCUCGCGCAUGUCGGACGAGUACGAGCUCUCCAACAGCCCGCCCAGCUCCGUCGGCUCGUCCCUGUCCUCCCGAUCCUCCGGCAGCACCUCCCCGUCGUCGCUGUCCUCCAUGAGCGACCCGCCCACGCCCAUCUGCCACUGUGAGCGCUACGGGAUCACCCGCAAGGGUGACCGCGUCAAGCUCGACUGCGGGGGUAGCCGCUGCGGCUAUGUGACGGAGUCGUCCGAGGCCAGCUGCUCGGAGUCCGAUAGCGAUGAGGAGUACCGACGGGCCCGGAGCGCCGUUCGCCGCCAGGGUAUUGUGGUGCGCAGAUAAGCCAUCGAUU
Molecule: messenger RNA, 1037 nt
Organism: Aspergillus heteromorphus CBS 117.55
Lineage: Eukaryota; Fungi; Ascomycota; Eurotiomycetes; Eurotiales; Aspergillaceae
Gene: esdC
Product: GTP-binding protein EsdC
Exons: 2
Coding region: 242-1027 (261 amino acids)
Source: RefSeq, a predicted model, not a curated record